Echinops telfairi (small Madagascar hedgehog) is the source of this 929-nucleotide messenger RNA. RefSeq names its product complex I assembly factor TIMMDC1, mitochondrial-like. Gene Ontology annotation, cellular component: mitochondrion. Bases 1 to 858 code for a protein of 285 amino acids. The record is from RefSeq and is a predicted model, not a curated record. The transcript has a single exon. NCBI's taxonomy places the organism in Eukaryota, Metazoa, Chordata, Mammalia, Afrosoricida, Tenrecidae.
AUGGAGGAUCCCCGGAAGGUGCCUCCGAGCUGCCUCCGCAGGGCACUAGGUCCUUUCCCCAGAGUCUUUGCUGCUGAAGCAGUGGCCGCCGAGUUCCAGACCCCUGCUGAGCGACCGAAGCUGCCUCCCUCCAUCCCAGAAUCCCAUUACCCGGAAUCCGGAUGGGAUCUCCUCCGAGAGCUGUUUAUUAAAGAUGACCAGCAGAGAACAUCUGAAGAACUUCAGAAUAUUUGUAAGGCAGCAGUUUCAGCAGGCAUCAUUGGCUUUGUCUAUGGAGGAGUACCUGCCUUUGUACAUGCCAAACAAUGCUACGUUGAGCAGAGCCAAGCAGACAUCUAUCAUAACCGAUUUGAUGCUGUGCAAGCUGCCCACUGUGCUGCCACUCGGGCCUUCAUUCGGUAUGGCUGGCGCUGGCGCUGGAGAACUGCGGCGUUUAUGACCACAUUCAACUCAGUGACCACUGGUCUGAAUGUGUACCGAAAUAAAAAUGCCCUCAGUCAUUUUGUCAUUGCUGGAGCUGUCACAGGAAGUCUUUUCAGAAUAAACUUAGGCCUGCGUGGUCUGAUGGCUGGUGGUAUAAUUGGAGCCUUGCUGGGUACCCCUAUUAGGAGCCUGUUGAUGCUGCUGCAGAGGUACUGUGGAGAGACUGUUCAACAGAGGAAAGAGAAGGAUCAUAAGGUACUCCAUGAGCGGCAACUGGAAGAAUGGAAGGCCAAGCUUCAAAUUACUGAGUUCCUCCCAGAAGAGAUUGCAAGUGGUUUACAACAAAAUCAAUCUGAAGAUGAUGCUAGGAAAAUUGAAGCCCCGCUAAGCCUUCUUAGAAACCCUUCGACAACAGAUAAACAAGACAAGGACUGAAAGUGUUCUGGACUGGAAUGUCAUUAGAGAACGGAAGGGGACCGUGUUCUCAUGUCUGUUGAAGGCCAAUG